This is a messenger RNA of Laccaria bicolor S238N-H82, 1037 nucleotides long. RefSeq lists its product as uncharacterized. Lineage: Eukaryota; Fungi; Basidiomycota; Agaricomycetes; Agaricales; Hydnangiaceae. The record is from RefSeq and is a predicted model, not a curated record. Bases 401 to 877 code for a protein of 158 amino acids. Gene Ontology annotation, biological process: protein complex oligomerization; response to salt stress; response to heat. The transcript is spliced from 6 exons.
UUGAACGCCUCUGCAACCGCUUCAGUCUUCGUCUCACUCGCAUCACUAUAAUGUCGGUCUUCUACGAGCCAUACUACGACUUUGACCGCCUUAUCGACGACGUCUUCACCCCGCGCACAGCGCGCAACGGCGGCGCUCUGCAAAGCGAUGCUACACCCGAAGGGGCCGUCCGUGGUCUAAAGCCAAGACAAAGAGAAAAACCUCGUUACAGCAACAUUCGAGUUUCCAGGCUCGAAAAAGGAGGACGUUCACCUCGAGAUUCAUAAUGGCCGCUUAGUCGUGUCGGUUGAGAACAAAAUCUCGGAAGAGCAUGAUGAGGGUGGGUAUGCGAUUCGUGAGCGGAGGUUUGGCAAGUUUUCGAGGACGUUGCAGCUUCCACAGGGGGUGAAGCAUCACUACAAUGUCAGUCUUCUACUACGAGCCAUACUACGACUUUGACCGCCUCCUCGAUGACGUCUUCACCCCGCGCACAGCGCGCAACGGCGGCGUCCACAACCUGAAGCGCGCUCUGCAAGGCGACGCUACACCCGAAGGCGCCGUCCGUGGUUUAAAGCCAAGAAUGGAUCUGCACGAAGACAAAGAGAAAAACCUCGUUACAGCCACAUUCGAGUUCCCAGGCUCGAAAAAGGAGGACGUCCACCUCGAAAUCCAUAAUGGCCGCUUAGUCGUGUCGGUUGAGAACAAAAUCUCGGAAGAGCAUGAUGAGGGUGGAUAUGCGAUUCGUGAGCGGAGGUUUGGCAAGUUUUCGAGGACGUUGCAGCUUCCGCAGGGGGUGAAGGAUGAUGAGAUCAAGGCUAAUAUGGAGGACGGCAUUUUGACUGUGACGUUCCCCAAGUCAGGUGCUGAGCUCGCUCCGAAGAAGAUCGCUAUCUCUUAAAUCGUCAAUCUCAUAAAUCGCCGGGUGUAUUUUUUUUUGCGAGGAGUCCUCCGAGCUUGUAUAUGUUUUUGCUUCUUCUGGAAUAUCGGAAAUUUGUAUUAUACUUGCAUGGAUAUGUAACACACUGAAGUCUUGAAAUGAUAAACUGUUCCAUUCAUCG